UCUCUUCAUCACACAGUUGCAGCUCACAUAGUAUCAUCAUAUCAGUUUGAUCACUGAGCAUCUAACACGAAAGAAAUUAAAAAAAGAAGAAUGACAGCUCACGGGAAGAUGGAGAUAGACUUGGAGAUCAGGGCUCCGGCCGACAAGUUCCACAACGUCUUCAGCUGCCGGCCCCACCACAUCUCGAACAUGUCCACCGAUAAGAUCCAGGGCGUUGAUCUGCACAAAGGCGACUGGGGCAAGGCUGGAUCCGUGAUCUGCUGGAGCUACACCCACGAUGGAGAGACUAAGGUUGCAAAGGAGGUGAUAGAAGCCAUAGACGAUGAGAAGAACUCGACGACAUUCAGAGUGAUCGAAGGCGAUCUGAUGAAGCUGUACAAGAACUUUGUCCUCGUCGUCCAGGCUACGCCCAAGGAAGGGGGCGGGAGCGUCGUCCACUGGACACUCAAGUAUGAGAAGCUGAGCGAGGAGGUGACUGAGCCCUACUCGCUGCUCCAGUUCUGCGUCCAUGUCAGCAAGGACAUCGAUCUUCACCACAUGGAACAGGCUCAGGCUCAGGCUCAGGCUCAGGCCUAGCAGAAACUAAGAAUCUGGACUUUUAUGUAUAUGCACUGGUUUGCUGUCUCUGGUGAGUUCGAUGGUGUGUAUGUUUGAACAUGUUUUACGAUGUGCGUCUACAGUGAAAGGAACGCUUGAUUACGUGUGGUUCUUGUUUGGAAAUAAUGGAAUGGUCUUCAAAGAGAUUGUCGAAUAUCUCUACUGUUUCCAUGUAUUUGUGGGACUUUCAUUAGUUGUUCAAGGGUUGUUGUAAAAUAAUUUGUUCAGGCGAUCCGACAAAAGUUAUUACCGGUUUGAAAGACCAAAAUUCAAGCGGCCUGUUUUCGUCCGUCUCUGAGCCGUA
This is a messenger RNA of Syzygium oleosum, 901 nucleotides long. Its product is annotated as MLP-like protein 28. Bases 91 to 576 code for a protein of 161 amino acids. The transcript is spliced from 2 exons. The record is from RefSeq and is a predicted model, not a curated record. Gene Ontology annotation, biological process: defense response. Lineage: Eukaryota; Viridiplantae; Streptophyta; Magnoliopsida; Myrtales; Myrtaceae.